Messenger RNA from Chaetomium globosum CBS 148.51, 693 nucleotides. RefSeq lists its product as uncharacterized. The record is from RefSeq and is a predicted model, not a curated record. The transcript is spliced from 3 exons. Bases 1 to 693 code for a protein of 230 amino acids. Lineage: Eukaryota; Fungi; Ascomycota; Sordariomycetes; Sordariales; Chaetomiaceae.
AUGGCUUUGCUGCACAAUUCCAUUUUCCGCGGUUACAAUUCCAUCUACCACCAAGCCCCGCUUGUCGCCGACAAGGAUAAAGCCGAUUUUGUCGGUUACUGUCUAACCUGGUUCAAGUUCGUGAAAUCCCAUCACGAUGAUGAGGAGGCGACAUUGUUCACCAAGAUCGAGGAGCUCCUCCAGGACAAGACGGUAUUCGAGGAGACGCACAAGGAGCAUGAGUCAUUCCUCCCUGGCCUCGCCGACUUUGAGAAGUACCUCGCUGGCCUCAAAACCCCUUCCGAUUUCUCGGGCGAUGAGCUCCUGCGCAUCAUGCAGUCUUUCCAACAACCCUUCGAGCAACACUUCCACAGCGAAAUCGCGACCAUUUCCAACUUCGCCGACCAUCCGAACGCACCGAAACAUGGGACACCGGAGAAUGAUGCGGCAUCAGCCACUUUCAAGGCCUGGGGGAAGAGCACUGUUACCAAGGCAGGCGUCACUGACGUGGUGCCUUUCUUCCUGCUCAACCUCGACCGCACCGUCGAAAACGGCAUGUGGGCGAACUGGCCACCGAUGCCCGCACCCAUCCGGUGGGGUUUGAUCAACCUUGUCGGGGCCUGGCGCUCUGCAUGGUGGAAGUUUGCCUCGUGCGAUGCUGCUGGCCAGCCACAAGAGUUAUGGGCUUACCGGGCUACUCAGGCGAAAGCCUGA